AGAGGAAGAGAAGGAAGCGUAUCCAGUUGGAGUCAAUGCAACCCCUCGGCUGUCCGGGAGGAGCGUCCUGGCCCCGAUGAGCCCCCGUCGCGCGUCCCCGACUGUGCCCCGGCGGCAGAGGGGCGCGGGGCCCAGCGCCGACGAUCGCUGGUGCUGCCUUGCCCGCGGGGUUAGGAUGUGGUGAAAGGAUGGGGCUACUCCCUCCCCGGGCUCACAAUGGCCAGAGAAGAUUCCGUCAAGUGCCUGCGCUGCCUGCUGUACGCCCUCAAUCUGCUCUUUUGGUUAAUGUCCAUCAGUGUGCUGGCAGUUUCUGCUUGGAUGAGGGACUACCUAAAUAAUGUUCUGACUUUAACUGCAGAAACAAGGGUGGAGGAGGCUGUCAUCUUGACCUACUUUCCUGUGGUGCAUCCUGUUAUGAUUGCUGUUUGCUGUUUCCUGAUCAUUGUGGGGAUGUUAGGAUAUUGUGGAACAGUAAAAAGAAACCUGUUGCUUCUUGCAUGGUACUUUGGAAGUUUACUUGUCAUUUUCUGUGUAGAACUGGCUUGUGGUGUGUGGACAUAUGAGCAGGAAAUUAUGGUUCCAGUACAAUGGUCAGAUAUGGUCACUUUGAAAGCAAGAAUGACAAAUUAUGGCUUACCUAGAUACCGGUGGCUUACUCAUGCUUGGAAUUUUUUUCAGAGAGAGUUUAAGUGCUGUGGAGUCGUGUAUUUCACCGACUGGUUGGAAAUGACUGAGAUGGACUGGCCACCGGAUUCCUGCUGUGUUAGGGAAUUCCCAGGAUGCUCCAAACAGGCCCACCAGGAAGAUCUCAGUGACCUAUAUCAGGAGGGUUGUGGGAAGAAAAUGUAUUCCUUUUUGAGAGGAACCAAGCAACUGCAAGUGCUAAGGUUUCUGGGGAUCUCCAUUGGAGUGACACAAAUCCUGGCCAUGAUUCUCACCAUUACUCUGCUCUGGGCUCUGUACUAUGAUAGAAGGGAGCCUGGGACAGACCAAAUGAUGUCCUUGAAGAAUGACACCUCUCAGCACUUGUCAUGUCACUCAGUAGAGCUAUUAAAACCCAGCCUGUCGAGGAUCUUUGAACACACAUCCAUGGCGAACAGCUUUAAUACACACUUUGAGAUGGAGGAAUUAUAGAACAUGUCAAGGAAGGAAAUCACACGACUGUUUUGUUGGACUGAUGACUUCUCAGACACACAGUUAUCUGCUUCAGAAUGUGUAAAAAUAAAAAUGUUGCCAUAAAACAAUACUUACACAUAUA
Messenger RNA from Orycteropus afer afer, 1258 nucleotides. It is a transcript of the gene TSPAN12, whose product is annotated as tetraspanin 12. The record is from RefSeq and is a predicted model, not a curated record. NCBI's taxonomy places the organism in Eukaryota, Metazoa, Chordata, Mammalia, Tubulidentata, Orycteropodidae. Gene Ontology annotation, cellular component: membrane.